AUGGGUUCCUCAAUAUGGUUGCUUCUUAUCUUCUCUACGCUACGUUACUCGCAGAUAUAUAGUAUUGAGGAAGAGGACCCUGUUAUAUAUGUAUCCAGCUCGAACGACGCAUUAAACGCACAAGCGUUCGGGCAGGUGCUCUACCCCUUGUUGGAAAUUUUAAGAGACCGAGCUGCUUCAGGGGAUUCUCGAAAAAAAUAUGCAGCAGGACAUGCAACUGUUCCGGGAUACGAAACUAUAUAUGCACAGGCGGAGUGCACUCCGGACCUAGACAAAGUCAGUUGCAGUAAUUGCCUGAAGAAUUGCAUCUCUGCCAUUCCACGAUGUUGUGGUGGAAAGCAAGGAGCUAGAAUUCUUAAACCAAGCUGUAAUAUAAGGUAUGAGGUCAGUCAAUUCUAUGAGUCUACAGCUGAUUCAGUAGUAAAUGUUUCAGCUCAUCCAGCUCCAGCUCCUGUACUUCCACCUAAGCAAGGAAAGAAGAGUAACACAAAAAGAAAUAUCAUCAUUAUCAUUGUGGUUGUGAUUGCUUUUGACACUAUGCUUCUGGGCGGCAUAUGCAUUUUCUUAAGAGUCAAGCAGCCAAAGGUAAAACUUGAUGAUAAUAAUUCUGAAGAAAUUAGCCUCGCUGAAUCGUUACAAUAUGACUUUGAAGAUAUAAGAUCUGCAACGGAUGACUUUUCGGAUAAAAAUAAGCUUGGACAAGGUGGAUUUGGAGCUGUUUACAAGGGUAGACUAUUAAACGGACAAUAUAUAGCUGUGAAAAGGCUCUCCAAGAGUUCCACACAAGGUGAUCGGGAAUUUAAAAAUGAAGUCAUGUUACUUGCUCAACUUCCACAUCGAAACUUAGUAAGGCUUUUAGGCUUUUGCUUGAAAGGAGAGGAAAGGCUACUCAUUUACGAAUAUAUACCUAAUACAAGUCUUAAUCACUUCAUUUUUGAUCCAAUUAAUCAUGGACAUUUGGACUGGGAAACACGUUACAAAAUCAUAGGAGGAAUUGCUCGUGGUCUUCUUUACCUCCAUGAAGAGUCUCGAAUUCGAAUUAUUCACCGUGAUCUUAAAGCUAGCAACAUUCUGCUAGGUAAAGAUAUGAACCCAAAAAUUGCAGAUUUUGGUAUGGCUAGAAUGUUUGUCAUAGAUCAAACUCAAGGAGAUACAAUGACCAUCGUUGGGACCUAUGGAUAUAUGGCACCAGAAUAUGUAAUUCACGGGCGCUUUUCAGUAAAAUCAGAUGUCUUCAGUUUUGGCGUGUUAAUUCUUGAGAUAGUUAGUGGCAAGAAGAUUGGUAGUUUCCGGAAUGGUGAAAAUGAGGAGGACCUUUUAAGCUAUGCCUGGAGAAAUUGGAGGGACGAUACAAUUCCAAAUAUCAUAGAUCCCACAUUGAUAACAGGCUCAAGAAAUGAAACGAACAGAUGCAUUCAUAUUGGUUUGCUAUGUGUUCAAGAAAAUGCGAAUGACAGACCAACCAUGGUUUCCCUUACUUCCAUGCUUAACAGUCAUUCUCUCACACUCCCAAUACCCUCGAAACCUGCAUAUUAUUCGCAAUACAAUUCUGAAUUAGACAUAUCCAGGUUGGGAUUGAGACUUACUGAGACAUUUGAUGAAUCCAAAAACUUUGUGUAUGUGUCAAGAAAUGAGGUUUCGAAUAUUACUGAACCAUACCCACGUUAG
This is a messenger RNA of Rosa rugosa (rugosa rose), 1668 nucleotides long. Its product is annotated as cysteine-rich receptor-like protein kinase 44. Bases 1 to 1668 code for a protein of 555 amino acids. Lineage: Eukaryota; Viridiplantae; Streptophyta; Magnoliopsida; Rosales; Rosaceae. The transcript is spliced from 7 exons. Gene Ontology annotation, molecular function: protein kinase activity; ATP binding. Gene Ontology annotation, biological process: protein phosphorylation. The record is from RefSeq and is a predicted model, not a curated record.